GAUGGAGAACAACAGCCGGGAGCUCCAGGCCAGGAAAUAUUUGGAAAAACAUCGGAUUAUGGAGUUGCUGAACUAUCUCACCAGUAACCUGCUCUUCUUCCAGCCAACUAAACCAAGAGAGUAUUUAAUCUCUCUAUUGGAACGACUGAGAAUUGCUAAAGCAACAGGUGUGUCUUUCCCUGUCUUUAUGGAUCACAGUAACAUUGUGGCUAUGUUUGAGAUGAUGGACUCCGCAGGUAGAGGCAGCAUAUCAUUUGUGCAGUACAAAGGAGCCCUAGAGAACCUGGGCCUGUUAACUGAAGAUGAAGAUUUAAAAGAUGAUGGACGUGGAAUAACUUUGGACAGAUUCAAGGAUGAAGUGGACAAAAGGGCUCAGAAAAUAUGGUCAGCAUUUUAAUAACACUGUAAGUCAAAGGUAAUAAAUGAUUCUAUAAAGUU
This is a messenger RNA of Myotis lucifugus (little brown bat), 438 nucleotides long. RefSeq names its product EF-hand calcium-binding domain-containing protein 10-like. The transcript has 4 exons. Gene Ontology annotation, molecular function: calcium ion binding. The record is from RefSeq and is a predicted model, not a curated record. NCBI's taxonomy places the organism in Eukaryota, Metazoa, Chordata, Mammalia, Chiroptera, Vespertilionidae. The coding region runs from base 2 to 397 and encodes 131 amino acids.